Molecule: messenger RNA, 2508 nt
Organism: Cornus florida
Lineage: Eukaryota; Viridiplantae; Streptophyta; Magnoliopsida; Cornales; Cornaceae
Product: pentatricopeptide repeat-containing protein At4g14820
Exons: 2
Coding region: 71-2341 (756 amino acids)
Biological process (GO): RNA modification
Molecular function (GO): RNA binding; zinc ion binding; protein binding
Source: RefSeq, a predicted model, not a curated record
ACUAUCAAUGUACAACAUUUUGAAAAUAGGGGAUGAGUAAAUAACAAAAAGGUUGACUGUAAAUCCCUCCAUGUCUGGUGUAUUUCCCUCCUUUUCUCUCUCCAAAAAUUCCACACAAUCAUUCAACAAAAUAUCCCUAGUACAUGCCAUGGCAUUGGCCACCAUGAGCCAACCCAUCUUAACAUUUCCUUCCCACCCAAGCUCCACCACCCUCCACCACCCCCACCACCACCACCUCCACACAUCUCUCACAGCAGCCACCUCCCUCACCCACAUCAAACAAAUCCACGCCCAAAUCCUCCGGUCCGGUCUCGACCGCUCUAACUCCCUCCUCCUCAAACUCAUCGUCUCUUCUUGCGCUCUCUCUUCCGGCCUCGACUAUGCUCUCUCCGUUUUCAACCAAAUGUCCAGCCCCGAAACCCAUAUCUGUAAUCGUCUAUUGCGCGAACUGUCGCGCAGUGUCCAACCAGAGAAGACCCUUUUGCUGUAUGGGAAAUUGAGGGGAGAUGGGUUGGGUAUUGACACGUUUAGCUUCCCUCCGCUAUUGAAGGCGGCGUCUAAAUUUUCGGCGUACAUUGAAGGGAUGGAGAUUCAUGGGUUGGCUUCCAAGUUGGGUUUUGACACGGACCCAUUUGUUCAGACGGCUUUGGUUGGAAUGUACGCUGCGUGUGGUCAAAUUUUGGAUGCACGGUUGGUGUUCGAUAAAAUGUCUCAUCGAGAUGCCAUAACAUGGAACAUUAUGAUUGAUGGUUACUGUCGGAAUGGGCUCUUUGACGAUGUCUUGACACUAUUUGAAGAGAUGAAGAUCUCCAAUGUGGAACCAGAUGGGAUAAUUCUUUCAACUGUUCUUUCUGCAUGUGGCCGUGCUAGAAAUUUAAUUUAUGGGAAAGCAAUCCAUCAAUUCAUUACUGAGAAGAAUAUUGUGGUCGACUCUUACUUGCAGAGUGCUCUUGUCAACAUGUAUGCAAAUUGUGGCUGCAUGGAUUUGGCUCGGGAUUUGUUUGAUAAGUCACCGAAAAACAUUGUUGUCUCCACUGCCAUGGUUUCUGGGUAUUGCAAAGUGGGACAGGUUGAUGCUGCUCGAGUGAUUUUCAAUAAAAUAGUUGAGAAGGAUUUGGUCUGUUGGAGUGCAAUGAUCGCUGGUUAUGCAGAGAGUGAUUGGCCUGAACAAGCUCUAAAAUUGUUCAAUGACAUGGAAAUUUUGAGAAUAAAACCUGACCAAGUCACCAUGUUGAGUGUUAUCUCAGCUUGUGCUCAUCUUGGCGCGUUGAAUAAAGCCAAUUGGAUCCAUAUGUAUGUUAAUAAAAAUGGGUUUGGAGAAGCUUUGCUUGUUAAUAAUGCUCUUAUUGAUAUGUAUGCUAAAUGUGGGAGUUUGGAAAGAGCAAGAGGAAUCUUCAAUAGAAUGCGUAGAAAGAAUGUGAUAUCUUGGACCAGUAUAAUCAAUGCAUUUGCCGUGCAUGGGGAUGCAACUACUGCCUUGAAGCUUUUCUAUCAAAUGAAAAAUGAAAAUAUAGAGCCCAAUUGGGUAACUUUUGUGGGGGUGCUUUAUGCUUGUAGCCAUGCAGGAUUGGUUGAGGAGGGCCGGAAAAUUUUUGCUUCAAUGGUGAAUGAAUACAACAUCAAACCCAAACAUGAGCACUAUGGAUGCAUGGUAGACCUCUUUGGCCGUGCUAGUCUACUUAGAGAAGCUCUUGAGGUUGUAGAGACAAUGCCUUUGGCACCUAAUGUUGUGAUAUGGGGAUCUCUAAUGUCUGCUUGCCAGGUUCAUGGUGAAUUAGAAUUAGGUGAAUACGCUGCAAAACGGCUUCUUGAGUUGGAUCCGGAUCAUGAUGGGGCCCAUAUAAUCUUAUCGAACAUAUAUGCUAAAGAAAGGAGAUGGGAAGAUGUUGGAGAGGUGAGAAAAUUGAUGAAACAUCGAGGCAUAUCCAAGGAGCGGGGAUGUAGCAGGAUUGAAUUGAACAAUGAGUUACAUGAGUUUUUUAUGGCAGAUAGAAAUCAUAAACAAACAGAUGAGAUCUAUGCCAAGUUAGAAGAGGUAGUUAGUGAGUUGAAGCUGGCUGGUUAUGCUCCAAAUACCUGUAGUGUUUUGGUUGAUUUGGAGGAAGAUGAAAAGAAGGAAGUUGUUUUAUGGCACAGUGAGAAGUUAGCACUUUGUUAUGGGCUGAUGAGAGGAGAGAAAGGGUCUCCCAUUCGUAUUGUUAAGAAUCUUAGGAUUUGUGAAGACUGUCAUACAUUUAUGAAGUUGGUAUCUAAGGUAUAUGAGAGACAAAUUGUUGUGAGAGAUAGGACUAGGUUUCACCAUUAUAAAGAUGGUGUCUGUUCUUGUAAAGAUUACUGGUGACACUUUCAUUUAUGUAAUUACAUUUUAUUCCCAGUUAAAAAAAAAAAAACUUUCAUUUAAAUGAUAAAAUAACUAAUAGUUGUGUAUGCUUAAGUUGCUAAUAUUUCUCCAUGUGAUUGUGCAGUUGCAUUUAGGAAAAAACAACCAGCAAGAACACACAAACAAAC